Pocillopora meandrina is the source of this 1583-nucleotide messenger RNA. The record is from the annotation of a GenBank genome assembly. NCBI's taxonomy places the organism in Eukaryota, Metazoa, Cnidaria, Anthozoa, Scleractinia, Pocilloporidae.
CCUGGUUACUUAGCUUUAUCUUUUCUACUUAUUAAUAUGGCGAUUAGUGACAGUUUAUACCGAUUUUUGCUAAGUUCGGGAAUUAUGGUCGGUGGUACUGGCUUGGCUUGGAUGUUAAUGAAAGUUAUUGUACCAACCAAAGAAGAUAUGCUCAAGGUAGUUCUUUGAUUACUAUUAUUUUGUCGCGUUUGGAUGGCCAAAUACACAACUGACCUGAAAGUUUCUUAAGCUUUUCCUAUCUAAGUUCUUCAAGAAGACAUCGCUAUUUAAGACUUAAAUCUUGCAGCACCUUGAAAUUGUUUUGAAGAUAAGGAAAACGUACGAAGUCUCAUUUGGAAAUCCUGUGGGACUGAGAUUUUGGAAGUGGUUACCUUCAAAGAAAUGUGAAUUAUACAAGCUUUAUUAUGUAACUGGCUAUCUCAUCGGCAGGCAGGUCGAAUUCCACGUUAAUAGCAUGUAAUAAUGAUAAACGUAGUGGGUAAGUGGGGGGGGGGUGGAUGAGGGGGAGAAAGAGAGAAAGAGCUCUUACCCCUAGGGCCCACAUAUAAAGCAACUCCCCCUAGUUUAUCUAUUCUCUUGAAAGUGAUCAGAAAUAAAUAGAAAUAAUCAUCUGAUUUCCUUUGCAAUUUGCGUGAUGUCAUUCAUGAUGAUAAAUUUGCUUGUGACAGCCACCCAAUUUGUGGGUAUGAGCAAAAUAGGGGAAAAACCUAAAGAAAAUAUUGGGUGCAAGGGGUAAGGAAUCCUGUCAAUUUACUCCCCCCUUCUCUUUCUGAAACCAACACUGACUGAAAGGCUAGCACAGGCUAAUGGUGAUGAAGAAGUCAAAGAAAUCUAUUCCCAAAGAAGUCCCUGUACAGUUCUGUCCACACACAAAUGAUUAGCACAUACAACAUAUUUCCAUUCCUGACCUUACUUACUUACAUUAACCCUCUUUGUAUGAACUUUUGUUUCCUAGAAACUUCCAGACGAGGCAACAUCUCCUGAGGCUUUAGCAACACAAGACAGAAUAAAUGAGCAGUUUUUUAUGGUUCUUAAAGAAAACAUGAAUUCCAGCAAUCCAGCUUGGAAAGUUAUGGGGCUAAAGGAAGUACAGGACAGACAACAAAAAAGGAAAGAUCAGCAGCAGAAGAAAGAAGCAAAAUUAAAAGAAAAACAAUCUAAUGAGUUCACAACUGAAUAGAGUAGAGUUUCCAAGUUUACCACUGCUAUAAUAAAGAAAGUGGAAACUUUCUGGUCAUUUAAAACAAGUUGACUUCUUCUAAAGGUUUAGGCCAUACCAUCUAUUCUUUUACUUGCUGGAAUAUUCAGCAAGAAUACUGGUUGCCAUUUAGAAAAAGAAAUUUUUUUUUCAAGCACAUUAGGCAUAAUGUGCACUAAUCUAAAGAACUUUUCCAUGGAGCAAGAGGUUUGUGGAAGAGUGCUUCUAAAUUUUUUUUGACUGAAACAAGAUAGGCAUUUAGUUCCUCUCUACUUUUCCCAUCAGAAAUGGUUAAAAAACAUGUUAAUGCACAUUAAAAAUUCUUUCUGAGAAGUAUUUGUGGGGAGGUUCUUAAGAUAAAAGUAUAGAAAAUAUAUAAAUAAGU